Lagenorhynchus albirostris (white-beaked dolphin) is the source of this 2170-nucleotide messenger RNA. It is a transcript of the gene RNF39, whose product is annotated as ring finger protein 39. The record is from RefSeq and is a predicted model, not a curated record. Lineage: Eukaryota; Metazoa; Chordata; Mammalia; Artiodactyla; Delphinidae. The transcript has 4 exons. The coding region runs from base 137 to 1318 and encodes 393 amino acids. Gene Ontology annotation, molecular function: protein binding.
GCAAGCCCUGAUGUUUACCUCCCGCAGGGGCCUCCUCCCUCCCUAUAAAGCCUGACGUAGUGAAGAGAUUGGCGGAGACAGACUGGUUGAAGAGAGAGGCGAUUCCAGGAGAGCGCCAGAAAGCGUCAGAAAGUUAAUGUGGGAGGCGGAGAGAGGGGCAGCGACGCAACCAGCAGCAGAGGCGCUCAGCCACCUGAGUAGCCCGAAGGUGGUCGCGACGGUCGCGGAAGGGACGGCGCCCGGACGCUGGCUCCCCAUGGAGGCAUCCGAGCCGCUGGGCCGGGGACUGGUGCAGCGCCUGGAGCAGCUAGCGACGUGCCCGCUGUGCGGGAGCCUCUUCGAGGACCCGGUGCUCCUGGCGUGUGAGCACAGCUUCUGCCGCGCGUGCCUGGACCGCCGCUGGGGGACCCCGCCGCCUCCCGGCUCCGAGGUGCCCCCCACCGCCUGCCCGUGCUGCGGCCGGCCGUGCCCCCGCCGCAGCCUGAGGUCUAACGUGCGGCUGGCGGUGGAAGUGCGGAUCAGCCGCGAGCUGCGGGAGAAGCUGGCCGAGCCCGGGGCCCGAACUGGGAAACGCCGAGGGGGCCGCAUCCCCACCAUGGGCUGCCUGGCCCCGCACGGAGAGGAUACGAAGAAGACAUGGAGAAGGUUUGAUGCCCCAACUCCCAAGUCAUCUAACUCAGAAGACGAUCUCCCUGAAGAUUACCCAGUGGUCAAAAACAUGCUUCAUAGACUGACGGCCGACCUGACCCUGGAUCCUGGCACCGCUCACCGCCGCUUGCUGGUCUCCGCGGACCGCCGCAGCGUCCGACUGGCCCCACCGGGGACACCCGCACCCCGCGACGGCCCGGGGCGCUUCGAUCAGCUCCCGGCGGUGCUGGGCGCGCAGGGCUUCAGGGCUGGCCGCCACUGCUGGGAGGUGGAGAUCUCCGACACCGCCUCCCGCGGAGACUCUUCCGGGGAGGAUGAGGACGACGGGGAGAGCCGCUAUGCCCUGGGCGUGGCCGGGGAGUCGGUGCGACGCAAGGGCAGAGUAGGCCUAUGUCCCGCGGAGGCUGUGUGGGCCGUGGAGGAUCGCGGCGGCCGCCUGUGGGCGCUCACGGCCCCGGAGCCCACCCCGCUGGGCGGCGCCGGGCCCCAGCCGCGGCGCAUCCGCGUGGACUUGGACUGGGAGCGGGGCCGCGUGGCCUUCUACGACGGCCGUUCUCUGGACUUGCUCUUCGCCUUCCAGGCGCCCGGUCCCCUGGGUGAGCGCGUCUUCCCGCUGCUGUGCACCCGCGACCCCCGCGUCCCCCUCUGCCUCGUGCCAGCGGAAGGCUGAGAAGCUCACCCACAACCCUUAUUCUGGCUUGGUCAGAAAUAAGGCUGCUUCCUCUUGGGCACGGAAAUCCUUACUCAUUCCAGGCAUCAUGUCCACGCCCAUUGCUGGUGUAUUGAUAAGCACCCCUCCACCUACAUUGUCUGUUUUCUUCCAGAUAGUUAGGAUCUCAACUGGCCUCCAGUUUCCGCAUCCAUGCCCGAAGCUUAAUUCAUUCCUGCUCCCCCCACCAAAUCUUGGGAUGCUUCUCUCCCUUGGUUACCCCAGUACUUCCCAAGGGAUCUCUCCCCUUCUAUCUUUCCCGGGCCUGAAUUGGGGAACAGGUCCUGCCCCAUCAGUACUGGUAAUUGGCCCAUGUUUAAUACACAGAGGCCCUGCCGGUCAAACAUUUACCUCCCACCCCUGCCUCUCCUCCUGGCAAAGAAGGGCCCAGUGCCCUCUCCACAGGUCUGAGGGUUGGGUUUCCCUGCCUCGUCCAUUCUGAGGUUUCUCCUCAAGAGAAACAAAAGCCUCCUCCCCCAAAACAAGAGGCUUGACUCUGGCCUGGGCCUUAGGGCCCUCUUUUUGGGGGAGAAGGGGGCAGGCCAGUUCUACUCCACCAUGGCAGCUUUCUAUGCUUACAGCCUUUUCCCAUUAAGAACCUUCUUAAAACCUCCCCCCUGCACAUACAACAAGCAACCAAUGGUGCUACCUCUCCUUUCCUCAACCUGGGAAUGGCCCAGACACCCCAAAUUCACCCUUGUAUAUAGCCUCACUUCUUUCCCCAUAUGUAUAAAUGGGCCCGUAUUUAACACAUUUUGUGAUGUUGGGUUAUUUAUUUUGUGCAUCUGUGGCAAUAAGUGAGAUCUCAGUGGU